CGAUCAAUGAAAGGACUUAUUCACAUAAUAUUGUGAAUAGUUUAAUCGAAUUUGUUUUUUUAAACACAAAUGUCGAAAUGCGAUGGGACGGCUCACCAUGUCAAUCGACCAAAUUUAGAGAUAUUAAAGGCGAUGGUCCUAUUCGAUAUCCGGACAU
Racocetra persica is the source of this 157-nucleotide messenger RNA. NCBI's taxonomy places the organism in Eukaryota, Fungi, Glomeromycota, Glomeromycetes, Diversisporales, Gigasporaceae. The record is from the annotation of a GenBank genome assembly.